AUGGCCAGUAACUACGGCUUCUACGAAUCUCGUGGCGAAUAUGGUCGAGAUAAUCAUAGCCACAGAUACAGGAACCCUGGAAAUCCACCGGAUGAUCAGGAAAGAAACAGAAACGGAGGGCAUCCAUAUUCCGGGCCACCGCCGGUUAACUCCUCCUCUGACAAUUAUCCUUUUUUCCUAGCAGGUGAUGGAAUUGCCCGUGAAGUAAUACAGACGGAUAUCCCUCGAUACCUUGGGAAUAAUGCAGUAUGCAAGCCAGGAAAUAAACAAGGACAAUCUGGGUUCUGGUAUAAGGGCUAUCGGCCGUUGACUGAUGCUCAAAUCCAGUCUUUAAGGGAAGACUCUUUAAAGUAUACGAAAGAAAAGCAACAGCAUUCUAUUCAAUAUGGACGUGACGGUCCCGAUUACCUAGAUUCGUUUACGUUUGACCAUAGCCAUCGAAACAACCCAGAUGGCUAUAAUCCACUUGCAUCUUUACAAGCGCUAGAGCCACAAAGAGAUCCACGCUAUCGCUAUGUGGCUGAUGGAAGACCAUGGUACGACAAUUUGGAAAGAAAAUAUGUUAAACCUUUCCGGGAUCCUGGUACCAUCUCUCCGGAACCUAUCCCUCCAGUGCACAUUCCACCAAUGGCCCCUCCACCAACGGCCCAAAGCAAUUAUGGAAAUCCAAACCAUGCAGAAGCUGGCAAUGUUCUGCCAUCAGAGAAUUCGAAUCGCCCUCCCACCCCGCGUGAUAGUUCUGGCGCACCUCUACCUGGUCGUUUCGUACGACAAAACGAUGGCAGAUGGUAUUACGAAUUCCACCAGGACAUACCAAGGACACCACACCGAUAA
This is a messenger RNA of Morchella sextelata, 834 nucleotides long. RefSeq lists its product as uncharacterized. The record is from RefSeq and is a predicted model, not a curated record. The coding region runs from base 1 to 834 and encodes 277 amino acids. NCBI's taxonomy places the organism in Eukaryota, Fungi, Ascomycota, Pezizomycetes, Pezizales, Morchellaceae. The transcript is spliced from 5 exons.